AUGGCAAAACUAGGGUCUGAAGUCGUGCAUGCUGAACUCAGAGCACCGACCGAAAACGGUCAGCAUGCGAACCCCCGUUUCGGGCUCACCUCACCAUGGGAACACUACUACCGUCCUUCCGACACUGCCCCCCAAGGUCGAUUCGAAUGCGAACUGGAUGAGAUGGUCAUCUUUGGUGAUAUCCCGACGGAGAUCAGUGGUACCUGGUAUCGUAUCCUUGUAGACCCUCACUUUUGCCCGCAGGUGGGAACUCCCUUCGUCGAUGGGGAUGGGCAUGUCUGCGCCUUUCGCAUCCAGGACGGCAAGAUCUCUAUGAAGAUCAAAUACGUCCACACUGAAAGAUGGCUACUGGAGCGCAAGGCCGGUCGCCGCCUCUUUGGUCGUUAUCGAAAUCCUUUCGACAGCCACCCAUGCGUGCGGUUGGCGAAUGACACCACUGGAAAUACCAACAUCAUCUACUGGGGUGGGAACCUCCUCGCAUUGGCAGAGAGAGGAUUACCGUAUGCACUGGAUCCAGACACGCUCGAGACAAGGGGUGCAGAUCCAUAUGGUGGUCAGGUUACUGCGAAGACUUUUACGGCCCAUCCCAAAAUCGAUCCCCACAAGAAUGAACUAGUCACCUGGAGCUAUGCUGCCAAAGGUCUUAGUACACCAGAUAUUUGUACUUACGCCAUUGGCCCCGAUGGGGGUAUUUCCAAUGUACACUGGUUCAAGCAGGAUAAGCCCGGGUGGCCACAUGAUGGCUGGAUCACGGAUAAUUGGAUCAUCCUUUCGAACAUGCCAUUCGGUGUCAAUAGCGACAAGGUGAUGAAAGCUGGGGGCGACUACUGGAGAUUCAUUCCUGAUCAACCCUCGGAAUUCCUUGUCACUCCACGCGAGGCAGAAAACCCGAGCCAUCCAGGCUGGAAGCCUGGCGAAUUCCGUAAGUAUAUCGCCCCUCAUGGUUUGAUCAUCCACACUGGCAAUGCAUGGGAAGAAGGAGAUGGCGUCUUGAAGCUAGAAAGCCACUUCGCCACCUUCAAUGUCUUUGACUUCUUCAAUCCGAAAGACUACAGAGGCCCUAAAGAGAAGCCCAGCGGCGAUUGGAAACGUUGGACAAUUGAUCUUUCCCAGCCAGAUGGAACUGCCGUGCCACCACCUGAGACGCUAUUUAAGGGCAUCGUUGAUUUUCCCAUUUUCGAUGAGUGGAAGACUGGCCGCAAGAGUAAGAUCGUUUAUUUGACGGUCAUGAUGGACCCUGAAGGAGGAGCACAACCCACGUUCAGUGCAAUCAUGAAGUUGAAUACGGAGACGGGCGAGAAAUCGAUGUUUUACGCACCCGAAGACGGCAGUGUAGCGGAGCCGGCAUACAUUCCUCGAGGGCCCGAUUGUGAUGAAGGCGAUGGCUGGAUCAUAUUCUACACCCAGAGAGAAUCGUCCCCCAAGGGAGAAUUGGUCAUCCUCGACGCCAAUGAUUUCUCAAAACCGGUCGCCAUUGCGCAGUUGCCUUUCCAAACGCGCAAUCAAGUCCAUGGAAAUUGGGUUCAGAACCCGCAUCCUGAGAGGCCCCUGCCAAUGUUGACGGGUCCUAUUCAAGAUGUGUCAAUCAACACAAAGUAUUCCCAGUUGACUGAGAUUCCAUAG
Talaromyces proteolyticus is the source of this 1623-nucleotide messenger RNA. Its product is annotated as carotenoid oxygenase. The transcript has a single exon. Bases 1 to 1623 code for a protein of 540 amino acids. The record is from RefSeq and is a predicted model, not a curated record. NCBI's taxonomy places the organism in Eukaryota, Fungi, Ascomycota, Eurotiomycetes, Eurotiales, Trichocomaceae. Gene Ontology annotation, molecular function: carotenoid dioxygenase activity. Gene Ontology annotation, biological process: carotene catabolic process.